AGGAGCGAGGUGGUCGUGGUGGAUGUUGAUCAAAAAAAAAAAGAAAGUGAACAAACUUACCAAUACCAUAGGCUAAGAGAACCUGAAACAAUAGAUGAAACUACAGUGCUCAUUUUCAUUCUUCCUUCCUGAAGAAUCAGUAUCAAUCGGUCUGUCGGACCAAUAAAUUCGAAACGUUCAUCAUAACAAUGGGUCAUCGUGUUGCUGCUUUUUUGGAAGAGCUCCUGUCGCCGUGGCCUCCGAGUAGUAGACGAACUACCACUACUACCGGGACAGAAAGCAGCAACACAGCUUCGUUUGAGUCGUUCUCUGCACCCGGGAUGAGGAGGCCCUCGAUACCCCGAAUGGAUUUGAAACAUGCAGCGAGCGAACGCGGCACCUCCUUAGCCUACAACCCUGCGAAGCAUAGUACUCCGCUCCUCAUGUCAGGUGGCCCUUUCGCUAAAGGAACAGCUCGAGGAGCAACGGCGUUCGCGUCAUCCGAUGACGGCUUGGCGGCAGCAAAUUCAAAUAGUGGCACCGAAGCCGCGGAGGAGGGAGUAUAUCAAUGCGUCAGGUCGUGGGAAAUCGUCAACAGGAUGAACUGCAGCUACUGUAAUUGAUUUGCGUUCUUGUCCUCGAUUCCACCUGUAAGUCAUGAAACAAAAACACAUGAGCUUGCUGCAUCUGCACUCUUCGUACAGCGCUUGCGCCCACGACUUCCGAGGUUUGACAAUUGCAUGGAGUGACUCUGCUUUUGACAUGUUGUUGUCUCCGGCAAACCACAGCGCGUCUGUGUGGCUCUGUCUUCCAGAGACCACAUUUGCCUCGUUCAUGACUCUAUAAUCGAUUCGAAUCCGUACUAGCACCGCUAUACAAAAACUUAAACUAGCUUCAAGCAGUGCUUCCUUUGCAGCUGCUUCAACUUUCACCGCAUUAUUUCAUGUCAUGUUGCGAGGAAUCUUCAUCCGUCGGCCAUCAUCUUCUUCAUGAUUUCCCACUGUGCAGCACUUCCAUACCACGGAUCUCGAGAAGAACGUUCAGAAAUCCGAGGAGCCAGAAUUAACGCUGGAGGAGAAGAAUAGAGGAGUCUACAACUUCGGCAACGCCGACCAGGAGCACCCUGCCCCCAACCACGAGUACAUCUCCGCCGAAAAAGACGAGGACACGUUCGCCGAUUCCGCGGCCCGCUCGGGAGGCUACGACUUCCCCAAUCCGCUAGGGAACGCCGCGGUGAUUUCACGGGCAGCGAAAAUGCAGGACUUGAGCGCCGAACAAAGCGCGCAACUGGCCAAGCAAGCGGAAGGCUUCGAGGCUUCGCUGAACGGUGGAACGGGGGCCGUGGAGGAGGUCCCAGAAGGCGCCCUGCCAAAGCCGAAGCCACCGCUCACGGAGUACUACAAUCAGAUGCCCAAGUAUGGAUGUGUCAGAGUUGAAAUCGACAAAGUUGAAAUAAUUUGUCAUGCAUAUUAAAAUGGAUGCCAGUUGGAAGCCAGUUUGUAAGUGGCGCAUGACAAAUUUCGGUGGCCCCUAAAUCCAGUUUGUCAUGCUGUUUAGGCAAAGAAGAGCGAUUUUCUCAUGCUUUUAGCAGCUCGAGCUGUAGCCCCAAACAGGCUUACAAUCGGCCUCACUUGCCUGCUCUGCAACACACGUACGUCGGGUUAUGCACUCAUUCCUAGAUGCAUAUGCACACCGAAUUAACCCCAGACUGAGGCAAGACGCUACGUGAGGGCGCCCGUGUACGACCAGGAAGUCGGGCAAUAUGCACCUAAACCAGUAGCGUCGGGACAGAAGCAGCGGCCACGGGACAAGCAAGAGAAGCGGAAAAAUCGACUGAUUCCGUUAGCGUCGUGCACCGUUUUCAGGACCUUCAUCCUGCACAGCGCCCAGACCUUGUUCUGCGCGGCGCCAAUCAAGACUUUCAUCGGGACAGGCGGACUACUAGGUCGCGGAGUCCGCACUCUCCCAGCUCAGGUCGGUUCUGUGGACGCAGCUGCUCGUCGUUCUCGAUGGGCCAGCAACCUUGGUUCCUCAUCAACAGCAUUUGCGUUGCGGGUGCACGAGUGUUCCCGCGUGGUCGCCAACACGCGGCUUCCCAGUUCCAGCCGGAGCCUCUACAGCGUUCUCUUCUCGGACCUUCCUGUGUGCCCCCUUAGUAUUUCUUCUGGGACCUUCUCGGACCUCCUUCCCAGUGCUGUAGUCUUCCGCCCCGGGGCUGUUAUUCCCGUUGCAGGAUGUACUACCCUGGUCCGUGGUUGCUACACCGGCAGGCGUUAGGUGAGUAGAUGGACUUCGCCCCGGCCGUCGCGUAGGUUCUCCUACGUGGGAUUCCUGUUGAUGCCUCCUUGGUUUGGGGUUGUCCUCGAUGGUGGUGCUGGUGGAUUUGGUGCGAAGGCUUGCAGCCCCUCGUUCUCCUCUUCCCCGCCAGUUCUGAGUGCAUUGUCGCUUGGAUCUGUUUCUGCUGUCCCCCUCUCCUUGGUUGCUGUCGAUGGGUUUCUGGCGGUUUGUGUGGCGUCGGAAAUUUUGCCGCCACCACUGUCUGGUCCCCGUCUGCUCUGUGGCAAGGCAGGUCGGGUUACCUGGUCGGGUUGGUUGUCUGGUCGUGUCGCUCUAUGCCCCUGCCCCUUGAUGCCUGCCACUGGGCGGAUUGGGAGCGUUUUCACGGCGUCAGUCUGUUUCUAAGUGCUGAAACUAUAUGACGCGUGUUGUCUGCUCUUAGACAUUAUGGGGAGGAUGCUUGUCCUUGUUUUCCCCCCAGGGCAUUGCCUCAUCGUUGGUGCUACUGUGUGACAGCUCUUGGUUGCCGUGGUGCUUUCGGUGGGAUGGACGUCCGGUGUUGCUUCGACACUCUUGUGUUGUUGCAUUUGUGAAUGCGAGGGCAGUGGUGGACUGAGGUUGCUGGAGUUUUCCGUAAGGACACUCCAAGUUAAUUUUUGACUACUUCGCUUCCUUGUGCCUCUGCUUUAGUGCUAUUUUUGGCGCUUUGGCUUAUAGGCGUCCCCCUCGCAUCUCACCUCCAGGUCUUCGGGGACCCCACUUUUCCAAGGUUCUUGGUUGUGGAUGGUUCCUUGAGGGCUUUGUGGCGUCUGGGUAUCCUUUGUUGCAUUUUAUGCAUUACAAAUUAUUUCAACUUUGACGAUUUCAAACCUGACGCAUCCAUACCAAGCAGAGCUGGACCUACGAAACCCUGGGACUGGACCGGAAGGCGGCGUACUUGGAGGAACGACAGUUCCAGAAACCGUGCGAGGGUGGCGGAAAAUGCGAGCUUGUGAAAGGUAUCCACAAUCAACUUCAUCUACCACUCUAUGCACUGAUGUAACUCCCUAUCAAAUAAAGCCUACAGUCCGGGCCACAUUUAUUCUUGGUUCUGUCUUCUGCACGAACAAAACUGCAUGAAAAUCCAAGACCGAGGCGAUAGCUGAUGCGUUGGAGGACAGAACUGGUCGUGCGUCAGUUUUCUUGAUAUGAGUUUCGAUUUUAUAUGGCGAUGAAAGUGGUAGAAUGUCUAUGAAGAUCACGUCCAGACUACGAAUAGGAUUAGGAUUAGGAACUAACUUUUUUUAUAGACUCGUCUACAACUAUGUUCGCUGCGUCAGCUGCGAUUACAACGACAAGCUACAAUUUCUAUCCAAUGACAACACGACAGAGCCCAUGAAGGAAUUAGCGUGUUACCGUACGGCCGUUACCGUAAACAGCAAUGAGCAGUGCAACUGUGAAAACGCUUGCGAGGACCCGCCAGCGUGCGGUGCCGGCUUGUGCCACUUUCACGAGGGUCAGUGUCAGUUCACCCCGGAGGCUAAGAUGGGCGAAGACACACCCGCCUGCUCCUGCAAGGAGGCGUGCAAAAAGACCCUGCCGCUGUGCCCCUACGAGUACCAGGGAAAGCAGUUAUGCGCGCGCGCAAGCCCCGAGGAGCUUUGCCACCCAGUAGAGGGUGUGGAGCAGCCGUACCCCUGCGAGUGCGUGGAGACCUGUGAUUUCACUCCGUGCGCCGAGGACCAAUGCGAUUGGCGGCUGCCGACAGGCGAGCAGCAAGGCAAGGAAGCCUACUGCGACGUGACGGACGCGACGAAGCGCGACGGUGUGAAGUGCUACUGUCCAGCCGAGGUGUGUACUAACGAAAAACCAAAGCCCACGAAGCACCGCUCCGUCGAAGAACUGCUUCGCAUUGGUCCGCUGGCGCUCUUAUCGAAUCCAAGGUAUGCAGCUCUCGUGAAUCUACAGUAUCACCCUCGUCGCGGACAUCAACGUGCAAGAGCAAGGCUGCUAAAAGUAACGCAGGAGCAAAAAGUUGCACAUUGAUAUUGCUUGACUUGUUUACGCAUUGGUAAUGCAUAGCGACAGCCAUAGCAAACAUGACUCUCCAGUUGUAAACCUCCUGGAUUUAAUAUUUGAUGCGCGUAGAAGUCUUGGCUCGUUGUGCUUUGUGACCCACCUCCACAAUCAACAUCAUGAUGAUCUUCAGCAUGCAUUAUGAAAAAAUGAUCAUCCUCGUCGACGAGAAGGGCGAUACGUGAUUUUGCAGUGGAUAGAAAGCAAGUGGUGACCAAUGGAGUACUUGACCUCGGUGAGCAGGCAAUGGGCCGUGCAAAGCAGAUGACGGAAACGGUUUCGGAGCAACUCGGCUAUGUGAACAAGGAAGAUCUCAAGAAGAAAUUCGGGGACAAGCUGGGAUAUCUUCCGGACGUUCCCCCGAUCCCCGGCGGCUGGCAAGUGGUGAACGGCGUGCUGGCCUACAAGCAGGGCGUGGACGCCAUUGGGCACUGGCUCAUGGUGUUGGUGAAGUCGCUCUUCAUUCCCAUGUCGGCGCUGUUCAUGAAUUCCCCGCUGGGAAAAAUCCCGGUCCUGCGGAACGCCUUCCCCGACCUGAUGCGCGACUUCCUUCUGCUGAAGUCCGGGGCGCUGCGCGGGGGGAUCCUGGCCAGCGAGAUUGCGGAGGGCGAGGACCAAGACGCGUCUGACGUGGCGGGCGCAACGUCGCGCGCCGGGAAAUUCGCGGAGCGGGCGAAGCGCAUCGGGUUCGGCGUCGGCAGCGUGGUAGGAAAACUGCGGAACGCCGCAGAGGGCCUCGCCGAGAAGUUCAACAACAGCGGGCUCGGCAAGAUGGUCGCUGGCGACUACAGAGACACGGUGCAAAACAAACCGGAGUUCUACGCAACCUCGCGGGCACGGAGCAGCGCGCAGCAGCUGGUCCAAAACGAGGGGCCGAUGCGCGGGGACCAGUACCCCUACGGGAUGUCGCGCAAGCCCUACGACCUGGGCGAGCAGCCGCGCGACACCAGCAACGAGCCCCAGCUGCUGCUGGCGCACAAGUCGCCCUCGAUUGUGGACACCAACAUCACCAACAGCAACGAUUUCAGCUGCUGGCAGACAGCAGAGACCACGCCGGUGCGCAAGACUGCGCACCCCUUCUUCCGGUUCGACCGCCCGCUGCACAAGGUGCACGUCCACGCAGAGGAUUUGACGAAUCACGACGUGAAAUGGGACGCCAUCUACAACCUCCAGGGGUCCACCGUGCUGAAGCCCAACGCGACCGCCCUCGGGGGAACGCGGCCCGACUUUUGGACGUUUUGCGCGCCCCCGGAUGACCCGCCGCACAGUUUUUCCGUGGACGUGCACCUGGUUGGCACGGGGUUCAACAAGCUGGACAAGUACAGAUCGUUCCUCGGUUCCACGCUCGUUAACGCCUUCACACCACUGCACGCACCCGAGAGUUACGGGAUGCCGAUGCCAACGAGGCCCGACAGCUUCAAAAUCAACAUCGUUGGCAACUUGCUGAAAAGCCAAAGACAAAACCAGGAGUGGGAGACCAUUCAACUGUAAAACUAGGCACAGGCGGUAGCCGUGAUGUGUUUUUCUUCUAAGCAUCAAGAGGACUCAUUGUCAUUUAGGAAGAACAUACAGAAUCGACAUGGCAGUUGUAUUGACCUCUUAGAAGCACGCUUGUACAAUGAACUUGUCCAUCAAGAACAAAAAUUGAACAGUAGAUAAAAAAGAGCACUCUACUGAUUUGUUGCUUUUGCUAUGUACGAGUAUGCAUGAAGAUUCAAGAUCAAGUUUCAGACGACCAAGACCAAGACGCAACCAAUCUAUUAGAAGUUAGUAUCUCGUCGCUAAAUCAGUUGGACCACCAACUUUGGCAUCUGCCUGCUUCCAUCCACUGAGC
This is a messenger RNA of Amoebophrya sp. A120, 6145 nucleotides long. The record is from the annotation of a GenBank genome assembly. NCBI's taxonomy places the organism in Eukaryota, Dinophyceae, Syndiniales, Amoebophryaceae.